AUGCCUGAAAACAAGACAAUUUCCUGUUCUUUCAUUGGAGGUGAUCAAGCCAAGAAAAACAAUGCCACAUCACAAGCUUUGGUUCUAUUUGGUGCCCCUAAGGAAGCCAUUGAGAUUUUUCAUGAAAAUAAAAUGACAAAUACUGAAGGGGUGAAUGAAGGCAUUUACUUUAGUUACCCAUGUCGACGUCAAAGCUGUGCUUUAGUAAACAUCCCAGCACCAUGUGUCAACAAAAUGAUUUCACACAUUGAAAAUGUGGAAUCUAAAAUACAAGAGCAUUUGAAACGGUUUGAAACUUCUCUUGAAGAAUGGAGCAGAACUUCUUCCACAAAAGAGUGGAAGGAAGAUUGGAGUAUUGCUACACCAAUGAAAGAGGUCAAACCAGAAGAAGAAAGAGAUGAAAGGUGUCCAGAAUUAAAGCAGGAAAUGGAAAUAUUGCUAUCAGAGGCCAUUCAUCUCAUUAAAAGUCUAGAAACUGACCGUGCAGAAGCUGAAGAAGCUUUAAAACGACAAAAGUCAAGAAAGAAAAAGAUUCACAUGAAAAUUGAUUCUUGGUCAAUUUGGAGACUUCAAGAAAUCCCACUAGCUGUGCAGAAAGAACAUGAGGCCUAUUUGAGAGAUAUUGUAGAAUUACAAUGGCAUCUUGAAGAUAGAGCUUAUCAGCUAAAACAUUUUGAGGAACAAAAGGUGAAAUUGGAGGAAGCUAAUGCAAAGCUUCAAACAGACACAGACUACAUGAAUGCACGCGGUCCUCUAAUUAACUCAAAGCAGAACCAAGAACUUGAAACUCUGAAAGAAUUUUAUAUAAAAAAAUUUGAGGUAAUGGAAUUAUACAAACAAGUUCAGGAAGAACUUGCAGAAGCUAUAGAAAACUAUAAGAAUGCCAAAUUGAAGGCUAAACAAAUGAAACAAGACAUGGAAAAAGAUAUUCAUAAUGAUGAAGCAAGCCUAGAAGCCUACAAGAGAGAGAUAGAUAAACUGAAUUCUCUACAUAGUCACUACGAUACAGCAAUAGAAAAUGUUAAUGUUAGUAUCGAGGAGAAUGAAGAGGUAGUGACUGAAGUAUUGAGGGAAACAAAGACAUCAAGAAAUGAAUUAUCUGCUUUAUCAAAAAUGCUAGACAAUUUGAAAAAAAAUUAUGAUCAACUAGCCUGGAAGAGAAAAAGUUAUGAAAAGGAAUAUCUGGAAGCAUUCAAUAAUUAUUAUGCAACAAAACAAACAUGGGAUAUUGAGCUUUCUAAUGUUGCAAAAGACCUUUCAGAUAUUUCAAUUGCAUAUACUCAUUCGGCAGAAGAAAACAGAAAGCUUGGAAUUGAUAUUGAAACCAUGGCAGGUCUUAUCAAUGACAGUAUAAGAAAAAAAUCAGAGUUUGAGUCUGAAAUCCAAUCUUUGAUGAAACUAAGGGGAAAAAAUGAUGAAUUUAUUAAGCAACUCUACAGGCAAGCUUAUCACCUUGGUGCUAUUUUCCACCUAACCAAAUUUAAAACAGAGGAAUUAGAGGACAAAAUAGCAGAAGUGAGAAGAAAAUUCAAGGGUAGAGAAGAAUUCUUGAAAAGACUUAUUCGAAGUGAAGUGACUAAUGGAAUGAUGAUUCAGAAAAAAUUGUAUUCCAUUCAAGAAGAACAGAUCCUUGAGAGACAGGAUCUUAUGGAAAAGAAAGCAACGUACACCCUAGCACUGGCGGAACUAGAGACACCGCUGCUUGAACUAGAAGAAGAUGCCGCAAAAAUCAGAACUGCCCACAAAAAGCAUGCUGACACAUUAAAUGAUAUAAUUGAGAAAAGAGAAAAUGUUAAAAGAAAUGUGGAAAGAACAAAGAAAAAUUUGAGAAAAAAAGGGAAGAAAACUCGUGAUGCAAUAAUAGAAACUGAGGAAAAACGCUCAAUGAUUUUUAAAGAAAUAAAGACCACUAAAAGUAAAACAGUUAUUUAUCAUGCAAAAAUAGAUCAAUUGAAUAAGGACUUAAAAGAAAAAGAGAAGGAAAAGAAUAUUUUGGCUCAGACACUUGAGCAAUUAAAGAACCACUAUAUAACUACAAAAUAUAAAAAGGAAUAUGCACAAGCUGUGUUUGAUCAGCUCGUAAGUGAGAAAAAAACCUGUGAAGAGAGACUCUAUGAAGAAGAACAGAGAUACAGAACACUCAUUACCAUGAGGCAAAAAACUCUGGCAGAUAUUAAAAAAAUACAAGAUGAUUCACUCGAAGAAAAUUUGCGUUUAGCUCAAGAAUAUCAGGAAUUACAGACUACUUUCUUAACAGAAAAGGACAAUUAUUUCAAUCUAUAUGAUAGACAGUUAUCACUUGAUGCUUCAAUUCAAGCUAAGAAACAGCUCUGUCAGCUGCAAAGAAGGAUACACAAGGUGUGGCAGAAUCACUUCAAACUGGUGGUCCUCUGCGGCCAGAUGAGGCUGGCCAAGUUCCAGACAGACUCUCAAGAGAGUAUUCAGAAAAUAUUAGCUGUGCAGGCUUUGCAGAUGCCAUUCAGCUGUUUAAGAGAUACCGUCAACAGUUGCCUUGUGUUGCUUUUGUGUGAAACCUCCUUCAGUGAAAAGGACACUUAUGUUUAUUUUAUUUACCUGUUUGCUUUCCCCUUCCAUUUUGAAAGAGGCCCGUCCUCUUCAGAUUUGGAGAUAACUGUCUUUGAAAAAUAA
Messenger RNA from Lynx canadensis (Canada lynx), 2649 nucleotides. RefSeq names its product coiled-coil domain containing 178 (gene CCDC178). The coding region runs from base 1 to 2649 and encodes 882 amino acids. The transcript is spliced from 20 exons. The record is from RefSeq and is a predicted model, not a curated record. Lineage: Eukaryota; Metazoa; Chordata; Mammalia; Carnivora; Felidae.